UGCAGACAAGAGCUCGAGUCACGCAAGAAGGCUCGGCAGUUGAGUCUCUCUUGGCCCGCACUAGCCGCUAUGAUGCCCGCGGGACGUCACGCGGCGGAACGCAUUGGGCAAGGCCGAUGUCGCCAAAACUUUGACCGCACUCGCCCAGCCGCCUUUGCCGCCAUAUGCCAUCGCUGCUCUGUGCACACUACACGGCUCCCGGCGUGGAAAAUUGGAGAUCAGGAGGGCCCACAGCUUCGAGUCAACUGCCUGACCAGCAAAACCACCUCGCCCGAAGCGCAUCGCCUCAGCACUGGGAGCUUCACCUCUAGGCCUCGAAAGAUGGCACCAAACUACGGCACGGCCUCCUCACGCCAGGAAAAUGCGCCCAAUGGCAGCGCCGAUGCGGCUCAUGAAGAGCGCGCACCCCUACUCGGGAAGCAGGAGCACGGCAGCGUCAGCGAACGCCUUCGACGACACAUGACCGCCAACGUUAGCACUGCAUGGGGCGAUCUCGCCCUGCUGAGCUCCUACAUCAUCACCGGCCUGGUGGACAGCUGUGCCGUCUUCAUCUGGGGCAGUUUCUUGAGCAUGCAGACUGGAAACACCGUCUAUGUAGGCCUGGGCCUCGCCGCCCCCAACGACUCCAACCGCUGGAUCCGCUCUGGCAUCUCCAUCUUGAGCUUCAUCUUCGGCAGCUAUUGCUUCUCGAGAUACCAUCGCCACCUCGGCGGUCGCAAGCGCUGGGUCAUGCUCUCCUCCUACUUCGUGCAGAUGCUCAUGAUCGUCGCGGCUGCCCUGCUCGUCACCCUUGGUCCCAAGACGGGCACGUCCGGUCCAGUCACGGUGUUCAUCGCCGUGCCCAUCGCCCUUGUCGCCUUCCAGUCCGCCGGCCAGGCCGUGUCGAGCCGUGUGUUGGGAUACAAUGCUCUCACCGGCGUGGUCCUCACGUCCAUCUACGUCGACCUCUUCUCCGACGCCCAGCUAUUUGCCGCGCCUACGCAAAACGUGCAGCGCAACCAGCGGCUUGCAGCCCCCAUUCUGCUUCUCAUUGGAGCUUUCUUUGGUGGACUAUGGGCCCACAGUGAAGUUGGACUGGCAGGCGCAUUGUGGACUGCCGUGGGCCUGAAGCUUGCCACGACAAUCGCGUGGGCCUUUUGGCCGGCGGAGCCUGAGGAGGCCUCAUAAUGUCGAGCUCGGUCGAAUCCAGCAAGCGAUCCCGGCAGAUAGCAGUCAUGUAGAACCCGAAGGCAAUACAGCGUUCGUAGAAACUCGCAUUCCCCGAAACCGGCGAGCAAAAUAACGCAUGCUCGCUUCACCCCCUUCAAAGCUCAAUCUCAAUCUCCGCCGUAGCCGGAUAACUAUGACAGAUGAAGAUGCCCUUUGGAAAAUCGCCUUCAGGCCCAUAGACCCGUCCCUUGAGCAGCUUCACCUCGCACGUCCCGCACAUGGCGCUGCGGCAGCCGAACAACGGCUUCAGCCCGGCCUUCUCCGCCAGCUGCAGGAUGGACAGAUCCUCUUUCGCCGUCCACUUGGCGGUAAUGUUGGAUUUGGUGAAGUGCACGUUUGCCUCUUCGAUGUCGACCAUGUUUGGUAGAUGUUCUGGAUCAAGAUAACGUGAAAGGAUGAAGUGAGAGUAGCAAGAGUGCCCUGAUAUGGAUGCAGCG
This is a messenger RNA of Neohortaea acidophila, 1646 nucleotides long. RefSeq lists its product as uncharacterized. The coding region runs from base 70 to 1167 and encodes 365 amino acids. The transcript is spliced from 2 exons. Lineage: Eukaryota; Fungi; Ascomycota; Dothideomycetes; Mycosphaerellales; Teratosphaeriaceae. The record is from RefSeq and is a predicted model, not a curated record.